AUGUAAUUGGUUCAAAGCAAUGUUUGUGUUGCAUCAUUCGACCUUGCUCAAGAAGCAAUUAAAGUUUAAAUUACUGAAAGAUAAGGUGAUAGUAAAUAAGCUAAUGUGAAAUUAUAGAUCAAUCUAACAGAAGAUAGUUUGAUCACUCAUUUAGUUUUAAAAUGGAGUGAUACUCCAAUAAAAGGAUUUGCAUUUACAUCUUUAGAAUGUUUGGAUUGCUUUGAUUAAACUUAUAAUCGUCUAAUCAAUAGCAAAGAGGUGGUGAAUACUGAAUAAUGUAGUGGUUAAUACAAGAUUGUGGGUCUUGGAUUUGGUAGAAAACUCAGACUUUCUUUUGGUGUUUGUGAACCUCCUCAAUAAUUAGAAAAUAAGUUAAAAGCUAAACUAACAAUCUAAGUUUUUGGAUAUUAGUUAUACUUAUCACCUGCUGCUAAUUAAAUGGUAGCCCUAUUAAACAUCAGUCAUAUCUUCAAAAAAAAUAACCGUGAAAUUAACUAAGCAGAAGCAGACAUUCUAUUGGGUUUAUCUCUUUUAUCUUCGAGAAGAUUUGUAUAAGCUGCUGAAAUAUUCAAGAAAGUAGCCAAUUUUUAUGCUGAAAAAGCUUAAAUUCUAGUUAAGCAAAAAGACUAUUAUUUUCUAAGGGCAAGUGGCUUAUAAAUAUUGAUAGCUGACUCAAUUAAUCAACCUUCAAUGCUAAAUGAGAAACUAUAAGCAUUAAAAUAAGCUGUCUAGUAUGUGAAUGUCCAAUAUGAUAGGACAUAGAUGUUGUAUACGUUAUAAAACACAGAUUCUUAUGAAUGCGUCCUAAGACUCUCAGAUGAUUUAAUUAAAAUUAUAAGCAGAGUGCUUUUAUUGGAGGAUAACUAAAACUUUGAUGCCUUAAGGAUGGCAAAUAUGAGAUGCUUGGAAUUCAUGAUAGAAUAGCUUGGUUGUGGUUUAGGUGGUCAGAUUAUCUAGAUUUUCAAGUUGUUUUUGAAGAUUUUGAAUUAAUAGUAAGGAUAAUUGAUUGUAGAAAUGAUCUAUAAAAUUGUUAAUAUGAUAUUACAAGAAUUAAGCCAAGCAACAUUAAAACUGAUAUAAGAGAUAUGGAAUCAAAUUGUUAUACAAGGACUAUUUGAUGUAAAUAAUGAAGGAUAGAAGUUAAUUAUGAAGGUUUGUGAGUAUUUAUUAUAAGCAGAUUAAGCCCACUUUCGAAUUGAUAUAAUAUUCUUAAAACAGUUAAAUUAAGUAGAAGAAUCAAAGAUAUGGAAUCUAGUAUUACAGAAUAUCAUACCUAAACAAAAUGAAAAAAAAAUUAGUAAAAUUAUUGCUUGGGUUAAUCAGCAAUUGAUAGAAUAGUUGAAUUUCACUAGCUAUAAUAAUCUACAGCAAUCUCAACAGUAUUAAAUAAUUAAACUGUUAUAAUUAAUAUCCAUAAUCAUCAGAUAAUAGAAGGAGGAAUCUUAGAUUCCAUUUUUUGAAGAGUUUCUAAACAAAUAAUUAACCAACACUAUAAAAAUUAAGUAACUCUACACUACAGCUAAUCAGAACUUAAUAACCUUGAAACCAAUUUUAAUCAAAUUAUUAGACUAAACAGUUAAGGGUAAGAUAUAAUUUGAUUGUUUUGAACUUGUAUGGAAUAUCCUAAUAGAAAUCUUAAUUGAAGGUAAUGAAUACGACCAAAUCUAUGAACUUAUCAAUCCAUUCUUGUAGAAUAUAUUUCUUAUAUGCUAAACUACAUCUCCUGGUUAAGAUAUUUUGGUCGUUUUGGAUAAAAUCCUAAAAAUUAUAUAAUUUUAGUGUCCUUAAUUGAUGUCUAAAUUUGAAUCCUAAAUUUAUUCAUAUGUUGAAAUAUUUUGUUAAAGAGUACCUCAUAGUAUUCAUGAUGAGACAUUUAAGAUAUUUGACAUUUUGAUUGCCUUUAGUUAAGAGUUUUUGGAUUAAGCAUUGAUAGAGAAAUGUGUGAUGGCAUUGAUUGAUUAAUACACAGUUAAGGGAUAAGCUUAAAAAUAAUCAAAGUAGAAUUUCAUAAAGAUGAUUGUUUAAUAUUAGACUCAUUUCAAUUCGUUGAUUUAAGUUUGUCUGAUAGAAAAUCAGGAACCUUAAAUUUAAUCAAAUUUAAUCUCAGAGAAUAAAAAGGAUUUCGGAUUUGACAGAAUGAAAGAUAAGAAAGAGUUUAGAUCUGAUAAUAAGUAAUUGACAUAAGAAUAUGAAAUUAUUAAUGAAAAGGUUUAAUUUAUUUGCGAAUUGUUUUCAGAAAUGGGAUAAUAAUUUAAGGUUGUGGCUUAAUUAAUUUUAAAUAAUUCUAAUUUUACCUCCUCUUUAAUUAAUUUAAUGAAAUCACUCAAUUCAAAGAUCAGAUAAAAAGGACACUUAAUACUGUAACUUUUGGUGGAAUGUUAUAUUAAUAUUGAAACUAGUACUAGAAUCAAAUUCUUUGAGGAUAGAAUCAUUUUUAUUAAAUUUAUCAAAGACAUCCUUACUCCAUCUCUUUAAGAUAAAACUGAUUCAAAAUGUAUACUAAAUUCAUUGCUUAUUUUGAAUAAUAUUUUCAAUCUUAAAUUCCAAAAGAGUGAAUAUUCUAAGGUCUUAGAAGAAGUAUCUUGUCUAUGGAAUGAGGUCUCAGACUUAAUAGACACUCCUUUCAAUAGUAUUUAUGUAUUAUUUUUUGAUCUCCUUAAUCAAUGGGGACAACUAUUAAAUAAAAUACCUAAUUCGACCAAACUUGAUGAGUUUAUUGAAAAGAUAUUUUUGUGGACCUAAGAAAAGUUGGAUUGUUAGGAACCAUGGCAUUAAUAUAAUAUAUUAAAAUUUUGUGGAUACAUCUUUGGAUUAGAUUCAGGCAAAAACUUUAGAGUGUUUCCUUCAAUCAAUUCUUCUUUUUUUGAACAAGCCAGUAAAUUGUAAAAUAGUUAAAAUAAAUAAUUGCAGUUAAUGUCUAUUGUCAUGAUUUAAUUGUGUACUCCUGAACAAAUAGCAAUUAGAAUUAUUUAAUAGAUGGCUGAACAAUACAAUCAAUUAAGACAUAGAUAGAAUAAAUAAAGAGACUAAAUUAAUAGAUAAUCUGAAAAUAUAAUCUAAUAAUUGUUUUAGAGGUAGAAUUCUGCUAAGGAUUUAAUGAUGCAAUCAGAUACUUUUGGAUCCACAUCUAUGGAUGAAUUUGAAUUGAAUCAAGAGGACUUUUUGUGGAUUCGUAAAGUUGAUUAGGAAGUGCUUUCACAAUGUUUACAAACUUUAUUUAUGUACUAGGUUCAAUAGGAGAGUAAGAUCAAACAAUCUGACAUUUUGGAUAAGGAAAUUAGUAUGAAGCAAAGCAAUAAUUUAAAUUAAAAUGGCCAUAAAAAUAUUCUUGAUGAUGAUCCAAUUGAUUUGGAUGAUUUGGGAAUUAUCGAAGUUGAUGAUGAAGAAUGGAAUGAGUAUGAUGAUUUAAGAAAGAUUCCAAUCUUAAAAGAAAGAAUCAAAACAAUUUCACCUCACAUUGGAAGCAGAACUCCGAAUGUAGGAAUAGGAAAACAAAAUUAGGAGAGGAGGUCGAGUGGCAAUAAACAGGUCUUUGAUUAAAGAAAAGGAGAGGUCGAAGAUCAAGUUUUGAAGACAUUAAGGCCACAUAAUCAAGUCUUUCGGCCAUUGACUCCUCCAAUCGGAUAGUAACCAUAAUAGAAUUUUACUGGAACAACUGAGAUUCAAAGAGAUAUGUAAUUAUUUUCUGAUUAUAUGUUGUAAAAUCCAUAAUAAUUUUAGAAAAUAAUGGAAGAGAUUAAAAUAAAUAAUAAUAAUACAAAUUCACAAUCUUAAUUAUAGCAACCUAUAGCCUAAAAUGAAUAGAUGGAUUUGCAGUUUGACAAUUUAAGAAGGAGAGUUGAUGAAUUGGAGUUUGAUCCUCAAUUUUCUAAUUCAAGUUAGGAUGACAUUACAGAUGAACCCUAGCUAAAAUCAAAUUAAUAGUAUACACUAUUUUGA
Messenger RNA from Paramecium tetraurelia, 3939 nucleotides. RefSeq lists its product as uncharacterized. Lineage: Eukaryota; Ciliophora; Oligohymenophorea; Peniculida; Parameciidae. The transcript has a single exon. The record is from RefSeq and is a predicted model, not a curated record.